UCUACUUUUAUACUCCAUAUAGCUUUCUCUUCCGGUGAGCAGAUAGAGAGUACUUCACUUCUGUCGGCUUCUAUCAUACAUAUACUUUAUCUUUACUUGAAUUUCCGCGAUGGCUGUUGGUGAUCUUAAAACAGAUAAAGGUGUCAAAGACUUAAAUUCUUAUUUAGCGGAUCAUAGUUAUAUCGAAGGGUGGCAACCGACUCAAGCCGAUGUGGCAGUGUUAGAAGCUCUAGGAAAGACUCCAACAUCUUCAAAUCCUCAUGUUUUAAGAUGGUACAACCACAUCAAAUCGUACGACUUAGAAACACUUCCCGGAGAAAAAAAAGCACCAGCUCUCUUAAAUAGCGAUAAUGUCAAUGAACCGGCAACAGUAAAAAAUGAAGAUGACGACGAUAAAGAUGUGGAUCUGUUUGGUUCGGACGAAGAAGAAGACGCGGAAGCUGCGAGAAUUAGAGAAGAAAGACUUAAAGCGUACGCGGAAAAAAAGUCUAAAAAACCAGCAUUGAUCGCUAAGUCUAGUCUGGUAUUAGAUGUAAAACCAUGGGGAGACGAUACAGAUAUGAAAGCCAUGGAGGACGCCGUUAGAUCCAUUCAGAUGGAUGGAUUAGUUUGGGGUGCUUCUAAACUAGUCGCCGUGGGUUACGGUAUUCAUAAAUUCAGAAUAAUGUGUGUCAUCGAAGAUGAGAAAGUAUCCGUGGACUUAUUGGUAGAACAAAUCGAAAGUUUCGAGCAACUAGUUCAAUCUGUCGACAUCGAGUCAUUCAAUAAAAUAUAAAUGACUGUUUGUGUCCGUUACUUUUAAUAUAAACUUAAUAAAUAAUAACCAUUGUUUGUAUAUAUAAUUUGUUAUUGGAUGAUCCUAAAUAAUUACUAAUGCAACUUCAAUGGUAAUAUAUUAACGAAGC
Molecule: messenger RNA, 905 nt
Organism: Nomia melanderi (Alkali bee)
Lineage: Eukaryota; Metazoa; Arthropoda; Insecta; Hymenoptera; Halictidae
Gene: eEF1beta
Product: elongation factor 1-beta
Biological process (GO): translational elongation
Cellular component (GO): cytosol; eukaryotic translation elongation factor 1 complex
Molecular function (GO): guanyl-nucleotide exchange factor activity; translation elongation factor activity
Source: RefSeq, a predicted model, not a curated record